AUGUCGCUCUCCUCCGCUUCCAGCACUCUGCUGCGCACUUGCGCCCGCCAGCAGCUGCCCACCACCCGCGCCGUCACCUCCUGCCAGCAGCGGAGGGGAGUUGCGGAUGCGAAGGCGUCCUUCGACAGCCCCUUCACUAACGCCCAGGAGCGUGGCUCGACCGUGAAGAUCCCCAACUUCAGCAAAUACAAGUCCAACUCCUCCCCUCGCUCCAACCAGGUCUUCUCCUACUUCAUGGCUGGCACCAUGGGUCUGGCCUCCGCCGUCGGUGCCAAGGCCACCGUCCAGGACUUCCUGGUCAACAUGUCCGCCUCCGCCGAUGUCCUGGCUCAGGCCAAGGUUGAGAUUGCUCUUGGUGCCAUUCCCGAGGGCAAGAACGUCAUCAUCAAGUGGCGUGGAAAGCCCGUUUUCGUCCGUCACCGUACCCAGGGUGAGAUUGCUGAGGCUCGCGAUGCCAAGUGGGAGUCUCUCCGUGACCCCCAGGCCGACGAAGACCGUGUCCAGCGCCCUGAGUGGUUGGUCAUGCUUGGUGUCUGCACUCACCUUGGUUGUGUCCCCAUUGGCGAGGCUGGUGACUAUGGCGGCUGGUUCUGCCCCUGCCACGGCUCCCACUACGAUAUCUCUGGCCGUAUCCGCAAGGGCCCCGCUCCUCUGAACCUGGAGGUUCCCCAAUACAGCUUCCCCGAGGAUGAUGUUCUCGUCAUUGGUUGA
Penicillium odoratum is the source of this 711-nucleotide messenger RNA. RefSeq names its product ubiquinol--cytochrome-c reductase catalytic subunit RIP1 (gene rip1). Gene Ontology annotation, cellular component: membrane. Gene Ontology annotation, biological process: mitochondrial electron transport, ubiquinol to cytochrome c. NCBI's taxonomy places the organism in Eukaryota, Fungi, Ascomycota, Eurotiomycetes, Eurotiales, Aspergillaceae. The transcript is spliced from 4 exons. Gene Ontology annotation, molecular function: 2 iron, 2 sulfur cluster binding; quinol-cytochrome-c reductase activity. The record is from RefSeq and is a predicted model, not a curated record. Bases 1 to 711 code for a protein of 236 amino acids.